Messenger RNA from Callorhinus ursinus (northern fur seal), 6899 nucleotides. It is a transcript of the gene LRRC8C, whose product is annotated as leucine rich repeat containing 8 VRAC subunit C. Gene Ontology annotation, cellular component: plasma membrane; cytoplasm; monoatomic ion channel complex. Lineage: Eukaryota; Metazoa; Chordata; Mammalia; Carnivora; Otariidae. Gene Ontology annotation, biological process: cyclic-GMP-AMP transmembrane import across plasma membrane; aspartate transmembrane transport; monoatomic anion transmembrane transport. The record is from RefSeq and is a predicted model, not a curated record. Gene Ontology annotation, molecular function: protein binding.
GGGCUGGGGCGGUAGCUGCGUCCCGGCUGGGAGCCCGCGAAGAGGACGAGGAGGAAGGCGCCGCCGUGGCCGCGGCCGCAGUGCUCCGGGAGCCACACGCCAUGAGCAGCGGCCCCGCCGACGACCCCGCUGUCGCUGACCGCCGCUGAGCCGGACCGGGAGACCGCUCGCCGCUCCCCAGCACCCUCCCCGCCGGCACCCUCGCGCCCGGAGCAACAUGAUUCCGGUGACAGAAUUCCGGCAGUUCUCUGAGCAGCAGCCUGCCUUCCGUGUGCUGAAACCGUGGUGGGAUGUGUUUACCGACUACCUUUCGGUGGCUAUGCUGAUGAUCGGCGUGUUCGGGUGUACUCUCCAGGUCAUGCAAGACAAGAUCAUCUGCCUUCCAAAAAGAGUCCAGCCUUCUCAGAAUCACUCUUCCGUGUCCAAUGUCUCUCAAGCAGUUGCCAGCACCACCCCGCUGCCUCCCCCUAAGCCGUCUCCUCCCAACCCCGCCACCGUGGAAAUGAAAGGGCUGAAGACGGACUUGGACCUCCAGCAGUACAGUUUUAUAAACCAGAUGUGUUACGAGCGAGCCCUCCACUGGUAUGCCAAGUAUUUCCCUUACCUGGUCCUCAUCCAUACCCUGGUCUUCAUGCUCUGCAGCAACUUUUGGUUCAAGUUCCCUGGCUCCAGCUCCAAAAUAGAACAUUUCAUCUCGAUCCUGGGGAAGUGUUUUGACUCUCCUUGGACCACACGGGCUUUAUCGGAAGUGUCUGGGGAGGAUUCAGAGGAAAAGGACAACAGGAAGAACAACAUGAGCAGGUCCAACACCGUCCAGUCCGGUCCGGAAGGCAGCCUGGUCAACUCUCCGUCGUUAAAGUCCAUUCCUGAGAAGUUCGUGGUUGACAAAUCCACUGCAGGAGCUCUGGAUAAGAAGGAAGGUGAGCAAGCAAAGGCCUUAUUUGAGAAGGUGAAGAAGUUCAGGCUGCACGUCGAAGAAGGUGAUAUACUCUAUGCUAUGUACGUUCGCCAGACGGUGCUUAAAGUUAUAAAAUUCCUAAUCAUCAUUGGGUAUAAUAGCGCCCUGGUUUCCAAAGUCCAGUUUACUGUGGACUGUAACGUGGACAUUCAGGAUAUGACUGGAUAUAAAAACUUCUCUUGUAAUCACACCAUGGCACACUUGUUCUCAAAGCUGUCCUUUUGCUACCUGUGUUUUGUGAGUAUCUACGGGUUGACAUGCCUUUACACCUUAUACUGGCUCUUCUACCGUUCUCUACGGGAAUAUUCUUUCGAGUACGUCCGGCAGGAGACUGGGAUUGAUGAUAUUCCGGAUGUGAAGAAUGACUUUGCGUUUAUGCUUCAUAUGAUAGAUCAGUAUGACCCACUGUAUUCCAAGAGAUUUGCGGUGUUCCUAUCUGAAGUGAGUGAGAACAAAUUAAAGCAGCUAAACUUAAAUAAUGAGUGGACUCCCGAUAAACUGAGGCAGAAGCUGCAGACGAAUGCCCAUAACCGGUUGGAAUUGCCUCUUAUUAUGCUCUCUGGCCUUCCAGACACAGUCUUUGAGAUCACAGAGUUGCAGUCUCUAAAACUUGAAAUCAUCAAGAACGUCAUGAUCCCAGCCACCAUCGCGCAGCUAGACAAUCUCCAAGAGCUCUCGCUACACCAGUGCUCAGUCAAAAUCCACAGUGCGGCACUCUCUUUCCUGAAGGAAAACCUCAAGGUCUUGAGCGUCAAGUUUGAUGAUAUGAGGGAGCUGCCCCCCUGGAUGUAUGGGCUCCGGAAUCUGGAAGAGCUCUACCUGGUCGGCUCUCUAAGUCAUGAUAUUUCCAAAAAUGUCACCCUUGAGUCUCUGCGGGAUCUCAAAAGCCUUAAAAUUCUCUCUAUCAAAAGCAACGUUUCCAAAAUCCCUCAGGCAGUGGUGGACGUUUCCAGCCAUCUCCAGAAGAUGUGCAUCCAUAACGAUGGCACCAAGCUGGUGAUGCUCAACAACUUAAAGAAGAUGACCAAUCUGACGGAGCUGGAGCUGGUCCACUGCGACCUGGAGCGCAUUCCCCAUGCUGUGUUUAGUCUGCUCAGCCUCCAGGAAUUGGACCUCAAAGAGAAUAAUCUGAAAUCUAUAGAAGAAAUCGUUAGCUUCCAGCACUUGAGGAAGUUGACGGUGCUGAAAUUGUGGCACAAUGGCAUCACCUACAUCCCAGAGCAUAUCAAGAAACUCACCAGCCUGGAGCGCCUGGCCUUCAGUCACAACAAAAUAGAGGUGCUGCCUUCCCACCUCUUCCUAUGCAACAAAAUCCGAUACUUGGACUUGUCCUACAAUGACAUUCGGUUCAUCCCACCCGAAAUCGGAGUUCUACAGAGUUUACAGUAUUUUUCCAUCACUUGUAACAAAGUGGAGAGCCUUCCAGACGAACUCUACUUCUGCAAGAAACUUAAAACUCUGAAGAUUGGGAAAAACAGCCUCUCCAUACUUUCACCGAAAAUUGGAAAUUUAUUAUUCCUUUCCUACUUAGACGUUAAAGGUAAUCACUUUGAAAUCCUCCCUCCAGAACUGGGUGACUGUCGGGCCCUGAAACGAGCCGGGUUGGUUGUGGAAGAUGCUCUGUUUGAAACUCUGCCUUCUGAUGUCCGAGAACAAAUGAAAGCAGAAUAACUUAUUUUUCUUUAAAGCUUGACUGAAAUGUGCUUCUACCAAAUACAGUAUAAAUAAUUAGGUAGUCUUAAUGCCUUUCCUAUUUUAUUUUUAUUUUUUUUCUUUUUCACACAAAACAAAAUGUACACAAAGAUUGAGUAAGGAGUAUGUAUUUUUUAAUAAAAAUUUAAUUGUAUUUUUUCAAUAUUAAUAUUUUAAAGUUUUAUUUGUCCUGGAACCUAAUGUAUCUAUUAUUGUUUUCUACUGAGAGAAACAGGUGGUUCCAUCUGUUUUUUUGUUUGUUUGUUUGUUUGUUUGUUUCAUUUCAUUCUUGUGAAAGGGAGGGAAUUUUAAGUUGCAUGCUUUUUGGUAUUUUUUAAAUAGAUGUUUUGCCAAGGUCAUUUUUUGCUUGUUUACACCUGUCCAGGGUCCUUUUGUUUUCAUUGUGUAUGUACCAAGUAGUCCGUGCUGGUCAUUGUAAUACCAGCUGCCUUCUGCAUUGGCCAAGUCCUUCAUCCUAUAGAAAACUCUUCUCUGGAGUGUAAAUUCACAUAAGUGCAUUGCCACAGGCCAUUGUUUUCAAAAUUUCUCCUCAUCUCCAACAGAACCCUAACUUGUGUUAUUUCAUAUACCUAACUGACAGUCAACAUGAUCGUUAGGCUAGGAUUUUGUGGUGAGUGAAGACAAUAAUCUUCCAUGGUUGGCUGAUCUGAAUUGGUCAUUUAUCAUCUAACUGAUUUGCGUUCUCGCCAGCAUUUCAAAAAUAUCAUUUAAAAACAAAAUACAGAGGCUCUCCUCCCCCUGCCCUUCAUCUUAAUAUUGCUAUGUAGUACUGCUGAACAACCUUAGAGAAGCUAGAUUUAUUUUAAUUAAAAUAGGUAAUUAAAUUUAAAAAUCAGAAUCAGAAGCCUGGUUUUUAAGUAAUGUAAUAACCUUUGAUAUCUUGAUAUGUGGGUACAUCAGAUGGAAAAAAUAUUCCCGGCUGAAGCAGUCUAUGAAAGGGCUGGUGCACUGUAGUCAGGUGCACUGGUUGCUUCGGGCAGGGGUGGCCAUCUCCUCACAUUCUGCCUGGUACACAGAAUAACCCUCAUCUCCAUAAAUGGAGCUCCCGUAAUCCUGCCCUUGCUGCAGAUGCAAGGGAUGCGAGCACAGAAACUCUUUCUGCUUUUUGGCUUAAAAUAAGCAUCUCAUCUAAAAUGGUUGUUACUUGUUUUUUUAAAGGGGUGAAUAAAUUGCUAAGUGGAUGUCACUUAGAAAUAAUUUGUACUUGAUGGCCAGCAGAGCUUUUAUUUACCUUUGCAUUUAAACCAACAUAGUAUAGCAUCUUGGGCAAAAUGUUACUGAUUCUUCAACUGUGUAAGACAGGAAAAUGAAAACACUCAGCCCUCAAUCCAGGACCAGUAUUGCUGAUCAUGGGAAUUUUGUUUUAUGUAGUAAAUUCACUCUGUUUUCAGAGCUCUAGUCUGAUCUAAAAGAGUUUUGUGACUCAACAAUGAAAGAAAAUAGGAAGAUGAUUUGGGGUUUCAAAAUAAUUGCUUUUAAAUUUUGCGCCUCGAUCCUGGGGAUUUUGUGCAGUGCUGCUUUGAGUCGUGUACAGAACACAACUAUAGGAACGACUCAGCAGACACACGUACCUCAAUCGUGUUUGAGAUGCUAUGAGAUGUCAUGGAGUGAAGGAUUUGGGAAAGAGAUGCUUUUCAUUUGUUUAAUAAUGAAAUCAUGCAGUCCAGGAUGCUUUAUUGUUUCUGCUCUAUGUCCAAGUGUUAGAAUGGUGAUUUUGUGUAAAUUAUUUCCCACCUAGAAUUGAAAUGAUAUGUUUAAAAUAGUAACAUGGCUAUAUUUCUUGUAGGAGAAAAUAUUCGAUUCCAGAAUAUAGUUAGGAUCCUGAUUAUGAACAAUGUGUUGCAUUUAGAAACAGAGCCCUCUUUGUUUUAAGCAAACAAACAAAAGACUUGGAAGAUUCUCCAUGACUGAGCAUGACAAAAAUACCCUGUUGAAAGGUAAGCUUAAAUAACUACUGGUGAAACACUGGGUGCGCUAUUUUUCUGGAUAAAACUUAUAGUUAGUUUCUAUAUCACCCUUCAAAAAGGAUCUAUUCAGAUUAAAAAUCAUAUUUAUGCUGAAGUCUUUAUCUGGUGUUAAUUCAUAAUCUCACAUGGGGUUCAUAACUAAAGUAAGUGACUAGUAAGUAGUUUUAUCACUUGUAAUAAUUUGCUCCCAAUUCCAAAUGACUCUGAUUUGCUUGCUUAAUGAUUUCACAGGCUGGCCCCUAAACCAAAUUCUAAAUAACAUCCAGUAAAUCAGUAUUGUUCUAUGACUUUAUGCUUUAACUAUGAAGGAAAUAUGAAGGAAAAUUCAUAGAUGUUUCUAUUAGAUUUUAUAAAAAUUCCAAAGUCUCAAACUUCAUUUUGAGUCUCAAUUUUCUGACUCUGGCCCUUUUUAAUAUUGUUAAGUUUUUGUUCACAUGUAUAAGCAAAAAGUAUUUAAUUACAUUUAGCCUUUAAAUGGGAAACUCAGGUAAAUGAACUGCUGACUUUUCUAAAGUCCUUUAAUGGAUCAACUCAGUGUAAAAGGGGUAUUUACCUAAUCCCUUUCUAUAUUUUACAAGUGCUCUUGCUCAAAAGGAACAACUAGCUCUAUUUCUGCAACCUCUACAAGAGUCAUGAGAAACUGCUUCUGUAAAUCUAAAAGCACCGUACGUACUCAUAACUCCUAUGGCCGCUCGAAGCCCAUGAUGGGUAUGCUUGCUGGUCAGUUUUCAUGGUUAAGCGUAGAACAGAUAAUGUCUGGUGAUGAUCUGGCUGAAGCAAAGCAUAGAAGUGUAUCCCAGUGGAACUCCCCUAAGAAGACCACACCUCAGAAAACUAGUUAUGUGUUAGGUUUUUGUUUUGUUUUGUUUUGUUUUGUUUUGUUCUUAACACAGCACUUUUAACAUAAAUGUUCUUGAUACAGUGAAACAAUUGUAGAUUUUUCUUGUUCACCCACAUUUUCCCUGCAUUCCCCAUGUAGCGUAAAGAGUUCCAACAAUUUACAUGGCAUUCUGUUCAGCAGGAAGGCUUAGAAGGUAUGCCUGGUAGGAGUAUUUUGUUCAUCCAGAGGUGCCUCUUUAUCUGCCUCUCAAGCCAUCUUCUUAGAGAGGGUUUUAAACAACCUGGUGUCUUUCUCAGGCUACUUGGGAUAAGGAAGGUCCAAGUUCUUGCAGUAUGCUGUCUUAUGAUUUCUGAUAUUAAGAAAAAAGAAGACAGAUUCUUUAUAUCUCUUAUUACUACUUCCCCCAAGAGGAGUUUUGCUGUUGUUUUUCUAAUUCUAUCGUUUUAAAAAAAGUCCGUUUUUAAGUAACUUAUUCUACUCUCCAAUUUCCUACCAAAUAGCUGAUCAAUAGUAAUGCUAUAUUUACAUAAACAGUAAACAUUCGUGAUCCAUCUCUAUGAAAAUGGUCAGCAGUACUUAGUAGUGAAUAGAUAAGAUAAAUUUUCAUGUAAUUUCAAUGUGUGUCCCCCCAUUAAUUCUGAUGUGAUGCUCGUCAAGCAGUUACAUUUUUGGUGGGAUCUCAGUAACUCACAGUAGGGUCCCAUAGUAACCUUAAGUUAGUAAAACAAGUGAACAAAACAGUUAUGAGUGAGGGGAAUGCCUCAAGAGUCUGUAAGAGAUUCUCAUCUUUUCUUGUCAAUUCAGACACAUUGUAAGAAAACUUAGACAGUCUCAAACAGACCUGCCACUCAUGUUUUAGAUUUAGGCCUCAGUGACAUGCUUCUUAUACAAUUUCAUCCCAGCCUUUCAAACAAGGUGUCCCCUGUUACUGCAUCUUCCCAGAGCCAUGCACUGACAAAGGUAACAUCCGGAAGUUCAUUCUGGAGAGAGGGAAGAGUGUCCUCCCCACCAAGGAAUUUUUUUUUUUAAUCAGAAGACCUUGACAAGGGGUACUUUGAACAACUUAACUUGUUGACCAUGUUAAGUAACAGUUCCAAUGCAUGGUUUUUAAUGUAGUUAUAAAUUUGCUCUCUGCUGAAUACUAUCCCCUCUCCCACCUGAUUCUGCCUCUUGAAUGAAUAUUUUUACUGGGGUUGAAACUCAAUGCCUUAUGUGCUCCCUCAGUUGUUUUUCCUGCCGCUUGUUUUCUCUGUGUUCAGAUUGUGUCAAAUGCUGGUAAAACCUCUAAGACUGUCAAGAAAAUGCUUGAAAGUUGAUUUGUCAUAGUGCAAAUUCCCGAUGAAAUGUCUUCAUGUUAUUUGGCUAUGUAGUACAUAGGAACAGAAAAUAACUUAAAUAAACUCAUUUUUGUAAUUUAAAA